AAAAUCGCAGGGGACAUUAAGGCGAGAAGCCUUAAAAUAAUUAUGCGGAGUCAUAAUUGGGUAACAUAAAAUGAACAGUACUAACUGAUAGCCUAGUAACACAAACGUAAUUCCGGCCGUCAAGAAGUAAACAUGAUACUUUUGAGAUGUCUAAAGUUUACUUUUCCACGUGUUCAACACGGAAUCAAACGUUUACGUAAGAAGAAAUCCAUCUUUGGAAACAAAAAAGUGGAAUAUUUGCUCUCAGACUGCAUGUUUAAAAGCGGAUGCAACUUUCACUGGAGCUAUGUUUUGUCUGCGGCUGUUUCCAGAGGUCCCGCUGCCUUCCUCAAGUAGGUGAGUUGAACACUUAAAGUUGAACACUUAAAGUAUUUGACAAGCAAUCAAUUAUUUGCUUUGGCAUUUUUAUGGAGAGUUGGUUUUGUAGUAGAUACAAUGAGGUUUUGAUAUUAAAGAAGCUAAUGGGUCAUUCGGGAUCAGGAUUGAACAAUUUGGGCCAGUAGAUUAGCGAAUUACUCAGGUCUAAACGGCGUUAUUGCAGAACCGUGUAUCUCCUACACCUAGUCCUUUCUGGAGCCGGAGAUGCAGUGAUGUGUCUCCGGUGCUCUAAUAUUGGUAGAAACAAAUUUUGAUAGCUAACGAGUCAUUCGGGAUGUCUGAACAAAUUAGGUGGUAAGAUUAACUCAGGUCUAAACGUUAUUACGGAGCCUGUCUCUCCUCAGUCAGUUUAUCCCUUACCUUACCCUGUUCCCAGUUUUCUUAAAGAGAUAUAGUGAUGUGUCUCUUAUGAACGAUUACCGUGUGAAUAUUCGGUCCUUAACCCAAAUAUCAAUGAGCACAAAAUCAGAGAAUCGAAAAGAAUAUAGGAAGUUAUUUAGGAUGAUAUAUACAGGUGUCUUUCUCAAUUGUCAGUUCAAGUUCAACUUCAUUUUCUUUCGACCCACAAAUCAUUUUAAUCAUAAAUGAAAAUACAUUAUACUUUUUAGGGAAAUUUUCAAGAAAAAGAGAGCGGUUAACCUAUGUACAAUACUUUCAACUCCGAGAGCUUCCGACUUUCACCUAAAACUAUUUCUUACUCUAACAAUAGACGCAGUAGACCAGAGAGAAAUACAAGUGGUGUUCAUUAAUCUCCUCAGGUUUUUAUCAGAGAAACUCAAGCUGUACCUUACAAUAUGCCUCCAAUUGAUGAAACAGGAUAUAGCGGCGCCCGUCCUUCAGAUCUGCGGCUUAGUAAAGCCAUGUCAACGGAAGAAAGUGUUGAAGAAAUACUUAAGUCUGGUAAGAUCGGAAUUUAACGUUAAUAACAGAUAACGAGAAAGAAUAACCAACCACUUUUUUUCUGGCAAUCAGUGGCUUCACAACCUGUACCCACGUACGCCCGCAAGUAGUCUAGCUUAAUUCGAUUAAUUAAUCAAAUACUUAUUAGGGCCAUUUAUACGAGGAAAAAUAAGACGCGUCUUACAUAAGACGCGAACUGUACCAUUUAUACGAGCAUGUCUUAUCUAAUAAGACGCGUCUUAGCUAAGCCGCGUCUUAUUUUAGACGAAAUGUGCCGUUUAUACGGAAAGUUCGCGUCUUAUUUAAGACGUGUCUUAUUUUUCCUCGUAUAAAUGGCCCUAUUAUGUAAGGAUACAUAAAAGACGCGUAACGACGGUUACCAGCAUUCACCGAAACUGGACAGCUUAAAACGGUGUUCUAAAAUGUUGCUUUUCUUUAUAUCCGUAAAGAAAUCGUAAUGUAUUUUAAUAUUUAUGGCGUUACUUUAUUUUGUCCAAAUCUCACGAUCACGAUCUCAGUGUCUCCUUGCCAUAACAGAACACAAAUCACACUAAAAUGAAAACAAGAAAUUCCAGGCUUGGUGAAUUAUACUUUUUUCAGUUUAUUUCCCUGUUUUAAGCAGUAAGGAUGAUAUUUCUUUUCGCCACGAAUAAGGUUCGGCACAUGUAAAGUUCGACCGUCUGAAUCAACAAUCGAACUUAAUAGUUUGGGUCAACCUAAAUACUAGGUAUUAGGUUCGGCACACGUAAAGUUCGACGUUUGAACCGGGCAGAGAAUGACUGAAAAAAAAAAUUUACCCUAGCUAAUGGCUGUCUUAAUUUAAAUAAAUGGUUUGAUCUUGUUUUACCAUAACAAUUAAAUUCAAAAUAAUCAUUACAGUUGAGGCCAUUAGACCAUCAAUAUGCUUGUAGCACUCUAGCAAAGAUAGAUGGGACCUCCUUGAUUGAAGACUGGACAACCCAAGCAUUGCCAGUCUUUCUUCGUACGAAGAGUCCCUAGAUAACAUCGGGAGAGCGUAUUUCGAGGCCCUACGUUGAACUCGUUCAAGAGCGUCAAUGUUCUUCUUCAACUAGGGUGACCAGAGAGGGACAGCAUAUUCCAGAAUGAGUAUGAACAAGGCCUUGUAGAGACGAGAAAAUACUUCCUUUUCCCUGGCCCAACAUUCUUUUUAAGGAAACCCACAAUGUUGUUGGCUUUAUUUAUAACUUUCUGCGUUUGGGUGUUCUAGGAUAGAUUAGAAGUCAAUGAGACCCCCAAAUCAACCGUUUCGGUGACAGACUGAAGCGUACAACCAGAGAGCUUGUAUGGAGAGCUACAUAGUAUGAUCUCUCGCACGGGUAACACGUAGAGCCCCACAUUUGUCAGGGUGAAAACGAAGUUGCCAAUUUUUACUCCAUUUCUGUAGGGUGUUGAGGUCACAUUGAAGUUGUUUCUCGUCGUUUUCAUCUUAAAUAAUUCUGUAAACCUUGCUCAUCAUCUGCAAACAGGCGCAAGCUUGAACUUACGCCAGGUGUAAUAUCUACUAUUCUUUGCUUUAACAAUCAUUUUUUUUAAACAAAACACACCGUUCAGAUCGGAGAUGUCGGUUUUGACCGAAGAAGACACUUGAUUAGAUCACCAAUUCGAAUAUUAGGGUGGGAAAAGGCGAGAACUACACAGUGAUAUUUUUAUUAAUCACCUUCCUUGUCCCGAUGUUAGAAUCAACAAUGCCUCCAAGUGAUGAAAAUGUGUGUGGUACUUCUCCUGUUGGGCUGCUGAAUUACGCAAUAUCAGUCGACAGUUUGGAAAUUCUUCACGAUUCGAGCUCUGUUUCUAACACCGCACACUCCGCCGGUAAGACACAAAUAUCAUUAUAAGUCCGCUCUGAAAACGCUAAUGUGACAGCUGUGUUUGCAAAGUUUGAUAAUUACUAAUAAUUUGUUUAACAGUCUAAAUUAGCAUCUUGAAGUCCCAGGGGGCUUGAAGUCUCACCUGAGUUUUUGAGUUACAUGAGGCAAAUUAGCUACAUCCAAGAGCUUACAGUGAACGAAUUUCUUUUUAGUACCACUACAUUCUUUAAACGAUGAAAGAGCACAAAGUGAAUCCCCUUUCGCCAGAACAGCAUCGGCUGCCCCAUUGCAGUCUUACGCUACUGUCUACAGUAGGCCUAAUUCAAAUCCAACUGCUGAGCCAGAGAAAACUACUAAUAUGGAAACUACAAGGAAUGUGGACAAACACAUUCCAACUGCAAAUGUCUGCUAUGGUGGGGACGUUGAAUUAGGAGAAACCGUUAACCUCAAGACAGGAAGGCAGCUCUUCCGUUGGAAUCUGAUCUUUAAUCUCAUCUUGUGGAUCCUUGUUCCUCUUCCUAUCUGGUUACCUUUCGUCUCCCAAGAGAUUUCACUUUUUCUCCUUCCAAGCAUUCAGGGGGCCUUUAUCGUAUUCUGGAUGUGCGUCUGCUUGUUCGCCAUAAGAACUACAGGUGUCAUGUUUUGGAACAGAAAGACGGACUUCAAAUCCAAGUGCGAAGAGUUGACGAAGAAACGUAGCAAGGAUCCUGAAGCACAAACAGCUGAGAAGACACCGAUCCAACACGUAGCAGUCUUAGCUUGUUAUAAGGAGCCCGUGGAUUUGAUUGCUGCUUCAGUUCAAACUCUGGCCAAUCAAACUAUUGCUUCCAGAGUAACCAUGGUGGUGUCAUUCGAGGAAAAAACUCCGAACCUGUGCAACAAACAGCAGGAUUUGGCAAAACUCUUCGAAUCACAAUUCCGUGAACUUAUUUUUGUUACGCACCCCUUUGGCAUGGAAGGAGAGAUCCCCGGAAAGUGUUCCAACAGCAACUGUGGCAUUAGGACAAGUAUAGCACACAUGAAGAGAAAGGCUGGCAGUCACUUUGAUCCAGAUAGGAUCCUAAUAACGACAUGCGAUGCGGACUCCAAAUUUCAUCCUCGAUACAUGGAGGCGCUGGAGUACAAAUACGAGCGAGAAUUUAUGAGAACAAAAGACCACGAUGAUAGAAAGAUGGUAAACUGCUUGUUCCAGUCACCACUACUCUAUAACUGGAAUUUAGAUGCAGCAUCUGUUGUUACCAGAUUGACUGGCAUGUUGCGUGCAUUCCUCAUGAUGGGAGCCAUGAUUCCAUUUAAUGUCAACACUAUGAGCAUAUACAGCUUCUCAGCCUCUCUGUGCAUUGCUGGACAGUAUAUCCACCCAGGAUACCAGAUGGAUGAUAUUAUCGGUCUUAUUAGGUAAGAUGAAGUACUACUAAAUAAAAUAAGAAUCGUACUUUCUACAAAUAUUCCUCAUCUCUUAAACCAAAUGCAUCAUUUUUCUCCUGAAACUUGUCCACAGUAGUUAAAUACUUAAUAUGACUCGUUUCUUCACUCCAUCCAUUGAGAGCCGCUAUGGCGAAGCAAACAUACAAUCCCUAGAGUCGAAAAGGGCAAUUUACCACCAUUGCGGGAGAAUCAACGGAUUGUAGAUAGUGUGGUUCAAAUAUCGAAAGGCAGACCUGUGUGAUUAUUAUGAACAUGGCAAUAUGAAAAGCAGGAACAAUUUAGUUGAACGGAAAGGGUUUGUUGAUUCUGUGGAGAUUAGAGAGUCGAUCUCAAAGAUAAAUAUAUUGCACGUCUCAAAGUUAGAUUUUUAGCAAGGAGGGGUCAAUUUACGGUACUGAUAUUGAUCUGUCUUUUUCCUUUUGUCUGAUGACGUCACAGGUGGAUGGGAGUCUGCAAGAGACGGCUUCGCAUUGUAAUGGUUCCCGUACCCACUCUUUCUGGUCCAACAUCUGGAAGGGUGAUUGAGGAGGAGUUGGAGGAAUGGGCACGACAGGCGCGAAGAUGGACCAUUGGAGCUGCUGAGGUGUUUCACUACUUCAUGGUCAAAUCGAACAAUAUUCCAUUCUUUACUGCCUUGUCCUGGGGAAUCACUUUCAUCAUCUAUUAUGGUAGUUACUUGUCUUUAUUUAUUAUCGUCAUCAUCACUUUAACAAAAUUCUCCAAUUUGAUUGGCUAUCGGUAGCCCCGAUUUCAGUAGCCUCCCCGCAGACGUCCUUUGGGGUUCGUUUGUCACGCAUUCAGUUCUCCCCGUGGGGGAAAAAUGAAUACGUGACAAACGAUUUCAGCAUUAAUAGGACAAUGUAAUGGGACAACUCGUCACGUGACUCUCUUUGUCCCGUUCUCGAUUCUAAGGAAUAAGCCGCCAUACAGGGUUUUAUCUUGAGAAUAUAACUGAUAUCACACAUUUGGAGCGAUUCUAAUAAAUUUGCUUAAUUCUGUCCAUUCCUUUUACAGGUAUUAUCCUGUGUUGCUCGUCACUCUACAGCGUUACGUUGGCGAUCUCCGUUAACUUUCUGUUUCUGGAGGUUCCAGUCAUCCUUGAGUGGGGAAUGUUAGCUUUCCUUGUGUUCAACUACGCUGUCUUUGCCUUGAUCUUCUUGUUGGAUCGAGUCACAGUCAGGCUGACGGAACCGAGAGUAAAGGAGAGGAUCUCUUUUGUUAGAAAUCUUUACCAUUGGAUCGUAUCGCCGUUUGUGCUGAUGGCCUACUCCAUAGUGGAACUGUACGCUCUACAUGAGGUCAUGAUACGGGGAAAGAAGGUGUGCAAGCACGGGGCAAGCAAAAAGGAUGCUCUUGGGUCUAAAUAAGCGACACUCUUUCUGCUUUAAAAUAUCUGCUACUCUUUUCUAACUUAAGUAUUUUUUAACGCAUGUUUUGCAGUAUAUGUUUUAUUAUGGCCAGUAAAUAAGAAUAUCAACAGUAUUUAUCUACGUUCAGUAUUUAUUAUUUUUAUUUAAAGCGGAAGACAAGACAAACGUCAGUAAAAAAAACAACAACAACAACAAGAAUAACAUUGAAAAUAAGGAUAUAUUUAAUAGCAUUUUCUGUACAGACUGUCGAAGUAAAUGUAGCUACUUUAUUCUUUAUCUGAUUGGCUAAAAAAUCUUGCGCGAUUUUCUCGGCCAAUCAAAAGCAAAAUCGUGGCCAAACUUCACGUAGUUACGCAAGUCAUUGUUCUUGAUUCGGAAACAAGUGAUAAGCAGUGUCAGAGAUUUCAGUUUGACAGAUAAAUUAUUUUUAGAUUUGUGGGCAUUUCAUGUAUUUAAUCUCAUGUGUGUUUGGUAAAUGGAAUAUUUUAGUACAGUCAAACCUCUUUAAUACAACAACAACAAAAACAAUAACAACAAGCUUUCUUUGUACUCACUCUUGCUCAAAAAUGAAUUACAACAAUGAAAAUAUUAAAAGUAAAAAUUAGAGUACUGGCUGCCUGGAAUAACCAUGGGGACUAGCGGAGCCAGGCAGCCAAAGGGACAGAACCAAGUGUCCGCUUUACAGAGGUGUCCGUAUUAUAGAAGUAGGGAAUGUAUGAUUUUUUGCAUUUCUGGAACCAAACGAUCUGUCCGUAAUAGAAAGGUGUCCGUAAGGAGAGGUUAGACUGUACAGUUAACUUUGCGUAACUGUAAGGAAACAUGGUGUUAAGGAGGACAAUAAAAACAAGAAGUUAGAACUGGC
Molecule: messenger RNA, 6767 nt
Organism: Porites lobata
Lineage: Eukaryota; Metazoa; Cnidaria; Anthozoa; Scleractinia; Poritidae
Source: the annotation of a GenBank genome assembly